AUGAAACACUACAGCAGGGGUUGUCAAUUAGUUGGGCCGUGCUGUCAGAAGACCUUCUGGUGCCGCUUCUGCCAUGACGAGGCAAGCGAUCAUGCGAUCGAUCGGCAUGCAGUGAAGGAGGUCAAGUGUGCUGAGUGUGGUCUGGUUCAACCUGUGGGGCCAGCGUGCAUCGGGCAGGAGUGUGGAAACGCUUUUGGGAAAUAUUUCUGCUCCAUCUGCAAUUUCUUCGACGACAAUAUCUCGGGAGAGCCUUUUCAUUGUGACGGGUGUGGGAUAUGCAGAAAGGGAGGAAGGGAAAACUUCUUUCACUGCGAUACAUGUGGUUGCUGUUACUCAAACGCGCUGCGGGACCAACACAGAUGUAUCCAACAGAACAUGCAUCGGAACUGUCCAGUGUGCCUGGAGGACCUCUUCACAUCAACCACAGUCUGCAAAAUCCUUCGCUGCGGUCAUGCCAUUCACUCCACGUGCUUGCACUCCAUGCUGCGAUCUCGCACCCAGCUUCUUCGAUGCCCGAUCUGCAUGGUUUCAAUCGGAGAUCCUUCGAGGCAUUGGACAUUGAUAGACGAGGAAGUCGCGCAGGUUCCGAUGCCCGAGGAGUAUCGAGACAUGAAGGUGGUGGUGCUCUGCAACGACUGCUCCGCCACAGGAGAGACUCCCUUCCACGUGCUCGGUUUGAAGUGUCCGAACAAAGACUGCGGAAGCUACAACACCCGGCGGUUGUGA
This is a messenger RNA of Guillardia theta CCMP2712, 726 nucleotides long. RefSeq lists its product as hypothetical. The record is from RefSeq and is a predicted model, not a curated record. Gene Ontology annotation, cellular component: nucleus. Gene Ontology annotation, molecular function: ubiquitin protein ligase activity; zinc ion binding. The coding region runs from base 1 to 726 and encodes 241 amino acids. The transcript has 7 exons. Gene Ontology annotation, biological process: protein ubiquitination; ubiquitin-dependent protein catabolic process. Lineage: Eukaryota; Cryptophyceae; Pyrenomonadales; Geminigeraceae.